Linepithema humile (Argentine ant) is the source of this 814-nucleotide messenger RNA. RefSeq lists its product as uncharacterized. NCBI's taxonomy places the organism in Eukaryota, Metazoa, Arthropoda, Insecta, Hymenoptera, Formicidae. The record is from RefSeq and is a predicted model, not a curated record. Gene Ontology annotation, biological process: RNA 5'-cap (guanine-N7)-methylation. Gene Ontology annotation, molecular function: RNA binding.
CGAAUAUAAGUCCGUGCUUAAGACAAUCUUAAAUAUAAGAACGGACUAUGAAUACCGGCCAUAGUCUGAUACGGGUUAUACGGUUACUGCUUAAACUUUUUACAUGUAGUGGCUUUAAUGGCUUUUACAGAAGUAUUCACUCUUUCUUGUAUGAGUCUAUGGUUUAACCGCAUAUAUGCAUUACGAACAUAACCUGUAUAUAUCACAGGAGGUAAUAUGAAAAAUUAUUUCAGUGUCAAAAACCAACUAAAUGUCACAUAGUUGACUGCACGUUAAAUACACAAUAAAAAAAAGGUUUAUCAACAUUACAUCAUGACUGAUACUUUGACAAGUGAACAAAAGAAAUUUUUAGAAGAAUGUGAAGAAGAGUUUAAAGAUCGGUAUACAGAAAAAGACAAUGAUUUCAUUAAAUUCAAAAGGCAAGAGCCAAAGGAACCACCAAUUGUUGAUCCUUGGUAUAAUAAACCACGUAGGCAGGAAUGGUCACGCCAACAUCAAGUUCAUGGUAGACGUAAUCAUUAUUACGAUCGUCGUAAUGAAAGGAAUGAAAGAUAUGGAAGAAAUGAAAGGAAUGAAAGAUAUGAGAGAAAUGAAAGAAAUGAAAGAAAUGAAAGAUAUGAGAGAAAUGAAAGAAAUGAAAGAUUUGAACGGCGUGCUGGUAAACACUUCAUGCAUCAACGGCAAAGGAUGUGUUAAUAUGCAAGAAUUUGAAUAAGAUGUAAACAUUGCUUUUAACUUAGUUAUUAUUUACAUGUAUUUAUAAGUAUAUAUAUGUAUGUAUAAGUGAUAACAUUUUUAAAAUAAAAUAUAUUUA